This is a messenger RNA of Papaver somniferum (opium poppy), 1648 nucleotides long. Its product is annotated as protein RETICULATA-RELATED 3, chloroplastic-like. The transcript has 2 exons. The coding region runs from base 265 to 1401 and encodes 378 amino acids. Lineage: Eukaryota; Viridiplantae; Streptophyta; Magnoliopsida; Ranunculales; Papaveraceae. The record is from RefSeq and is a predicted model, not a curated record.
CCACAUGUCCACCUUGAAAUAUCUUAUUUAAAUAUCUCCGUCCUUUAUUCUGUCUUUCUCUUCAACUCAGCAGCUGUGAGCACUGACUGAGCCACCUACUUCUACUUAUGUGUUCUUUUUUCCCUCAACAACUCCCCAUUUAUUCUCUCUCAUUCAGGUGAACAGCCUCAACUUCCAUUUGUUGCCCAGAAAGUAGGUGGUCAGUUCUCCAAUUUCUUUCUUUUGAUCCGUGUAAGAAAAGAAGAUAAACAAUUGUGAGCCGGCAUGGCGACUACAGCCCAGCUUAGGUUCUCCCCCCUCUCAAAGACACAAGAUGUUGCUGCUGCAAACAUUCACUCAUCAAACCGAACUUUUUCUCGUUCUUCAUUAAUCCGUUUCCCUCGCCCAUCAAACAUCUCAAUCAAUUCUCGUUGCCCUGAAAAUUUAUCACUAUCUCUACUGCAAUCCAAAUCUUCCAAGCACAAAUUUUCUGUGAAUGCAGAGAUAUCAACCGACUCUGGUGGAAAUGGUGGCAGUGGGAUCGGUAACCGUAAUACAGGUGGGAGUGGAAACAAUGGAGGGGAUUCAAAUUCUGGUGGACUUAAUAAUGAUGGGGAUGGCGAUUCUGAAAAUCAUUCUUCUUCAGCAUCUAAUUUUGGAUUUCUCGGAUUUUUACUGAAUGGAUGGAGAUCCAGAGUUGCUGUGGAUCCACAGUUCCCAUUCAAGGUUUUGAUGGAAGAAAUUGUAGGUGUGAGUGCAUGUGUUCUUGGAGAUAUGGCAUCUCGUCCUAAUUUUGGACUUAACGAGCUCGAUUUUGUUUUCUCCACUCUUGUUGUUGGAUCGAUUAUGAAUUUUGUUCUGAUGUAUCUGUUAGCCCCAACAAUGGGUACAGCAUCUUCUACUCUUCCUGCCAUCUUCGCUAGCUGUCCAACGAGCCAUAUGUUCGAACCAGGGAUGUUUUCUCUUCUCGAUCGAUGCGGGACGUUUGUAUACAAAGGAGUCGUUUUUGCGGCAGUUGGGUUUGCAGCUGGACUUGCUGGAACUGCAAUUUCAAAUGGAUUGAUUCUAAUGAAAAAGAAGAUGGAUCCUAGUUUUGAGACACCCAACAAGCCUCCACCUACAAUUCUGAAUGCUAUGACUUGGGCAGGUCAUAUGGGUUUUAGCAGUAAUUUGAGAUAUCAGACUCUUAAUGGAAUCGAAUAUAUGCUAGCAAAGAGUCUUCCUCCGGUAGGGUUUAAGGCUUCAGUUAUCGUCCUGAGGUGUUUGAAUAAUAUUCUUGGAGGGGUUUCAUUUGUGGCUCUGGCAAGGUUAACGGGAUCACAAAAGACCGGAGAAAGUCAGGUUGAUAUUAUAAAUGAAGGAGAGGAGGAUGAAGAAACAACACUACUUGUAGAGAAGGUUAAGUUGGUUGAGGAGAAAUGAGUAGGAGUACCACGGUAACCAUUCCACUUGUGAGUUCGUAUUCCAUCUUCAUGCUUUCCAUAUUUAGUGUAAAGCUUUUAUUGUCUUACAUAGAGAUUUUUGGCAGGCAGUAGAGUUCUAUUAGUGAGAUGCUGUUUUUUUUUUCCUUCUAAAAUUUAGAGUGUAAUUUGAUCCCACUUUUACAAGCGGCAUUGAAUUCUGUUUGAUGAGUGAAUAAAUCUAUAAAUUCUUCACUGUUUAGUUCUUU